This is a messenger RNA of Camelina sativa (false flax), 891 nucleotides long. RefSeq names its product putative histone H2A variant 3. Gene Ontology annotation, cellular component: nucleosome. Gene Ontology annotation, molecular function: DNA binding; protein heterodimerization activity; structural constituent of chromatin. The record is from RefSeq and is a predicted model, not a curated record. NCBI's taxonomy places the organism in Eukaryota, Viridiplantae, Streptophyta, Magnoliopsida, Brassicales, Brassicaceae.
AUUAGACAUGAGUUUUUCGAUGUGACCUGGCUGACAAGUUGCAAUAAGCGCAGAAGCCGAUGGGUAAUUAAGUCAAUUUCACUCCCACAUAAAGAAAUAAAUCCACUUGAAAGAUCUCUUCUGCGUCUUGUCUUUCUUUACCUGCUACGUAUCUUUUCUCUCUCUCUCUCUCUCUCUCUCUAAGUGAAAAGACUGAUACUUUUUUUUUCCUGGCGGGAAAAAAUGACUGGGAAAGGAGCGAAAGGUCUGAUAAUGGGGAAACCCAGCGGCAACGACAAGGACAAGGACAAGGACAAGAAGAAACCAAUUACUCGCUCUUCUCGUGCUGGUCUUCAGUUUCCAGUUGGGAGAAUCCAUAGACUGUUGAAAGGAAGGUCAACUGCUCAUGGACGUGUUGGAGCGACCGCAGCGGUUUACACAGCCGCCAUUUUGGAGUAUCUGACCGCAGAAGUCUUGGAGCUGGCUGGUAACGCUAGCAAGGAUCUGAAGGUGAAGCGUAUCACACCAAGGCACUUGCAGCUUGCUAUCCGUGGUGACGAGGAGCUCGAUACUCUCAUCAAAGGGACUAUUGCUGGUGGUGGAGUUAUUCCACACAUUCACAAGUCUCUCAUCAACAAAUCUGGCAAAGAAUAAGCCUUAUUGUUCUCUACCAUUCCCCAUAAUCCCUCUUAUCUUUUGUAUCUCAGACCUCCUUUUGUAAUAACAGUCUUGUACUCUGUUCGUGUGUAUGUUAAGACAUUAGUAGAGAAACUCUUAGGAUUGUUUGUUUGUUAAGGACCCACCUGUGUGUGGGUAUAGUUUGUCUCCUUCUGAUUAAUGUUUUGGGGUUUGUUCAGCUGUUAGAGAAAACCAAUGUAAGAGGAGAUUGACUGAUAACUAAAUCUUUGCAAA